Messenger RNA from Pleurotus ostreatus (oyster mushroom), 2223 nucleotides. RefSeq lists its product as uncharacterized. The coding region runs from base 1 to 2223 and encodes 740 amino acids. The transcript has 4 exons. Lineage: Eukaryota; Fungi; Basidiomycota; Agaricomycetes; Agaricales; Pleurotaceae. The record is from RefSeq and is a predicted model, not a curated record.
AUGGAGAGUCCCGAGUUGGUUCUCUUGCCGCCGACACCGUUGAAGUUCUCCCAUAGUUCAAAUAGAACUACACCCUCUCCGGUCUCGACAGCGUCGAGUUCAAGAGUCUCCAAGGUCGAAGACCGCCUGUCGUCGGAAACGACGAUAUUCACAAUAUACUCUAUGUAUGGGGAGGACGACCAUGCGGGCAAGGCUACUGCGAGAUGGUCAGCCUCUGCGCACCCUGAGACGAUAAAUGAUCAAAAGCCAAGUGAUUCCGUCUUGUCUCCCUCCCCUCAUCUGCCCACGAUAAACAAUUCAAUGUCUCCACGUCGUUCCUUGCCUCAGUCGGAGCGCUACCUGUCCACAGAGCUCGCAUAUUUCGACCCAGACAGCCCAAAGGUGCCCCCACCCCGGACGAGCAGUCUUGGCAAGCUGCCAGCACUCUCGGUGCCCAAUACACCCUUGCCAUAUUCACCCGGGGGAUUAGCUGCUGGUGCGCAGGCACGUCGUCCUGCUUCUUACGACCCUUCUUCCCAUCCCGAGCCUCUUUCAUAUGGAGAACGAACUUCAAUAGGGCAGACUUUCCGAACUAGCGAAGCAACCACCUCUUCUUCCUCUGAACCCGGCCUCUCCUCGUUUUCGCCUUCACGGGGCUCGUCUCAUAGUCAAGAAAGUUAUCACAGUGGAAAAGGUUCGUCAAUGUAUCAUACGCCGAAUCACGAGCUCCCUCCCGUCCCGCCUACGGUAUUCCGACAUGCUACACCUCCACCUGCCAUAUCCUUCUCUCGACCAAGUACGCCCCCUCGCCAGCCUUCGCCACAUGUACUCCUCCAGACACCGCAGUCGUCUCCAUUGAAACACCCAGCAUCUUCGCCAUCAAGCAAAGUUUCCCUCGUGCCUUCGGAAGGCGAAGAUGUUGAUGCCUUCCACGUUAGAAGCACAUACGCCCAAUUGGAAGUUUCGGGGGUGAAGGGGGAUGGGUUUGACGAAGGCGUCGAACGUACACGGGCUCGCGUGGGUAAUAGCAGAGCGAGCCAGCAUCUUGCCGACCAGGCAAUAGGCGAUGGGAGCGAGAAGGUCAGGGACAUAAAUCUCAAAGAGAUAGAACUCUUGUCGAGUCUCGACCGUUAUGGAUUCUUCACUAUCCCAUCCCAUGAUCGGCUCGUUCUUCUCCCUUCCGCACCUCUACUCAAACGUCUAUCUCCCAUCCCCCAAGGUCCAACUGAUCAUCCGCCGCAAGCUAAAACCCUCAGCUCCGUCCCUCCACCUCAACCCCCGGUCCGAGAAACUGCCAGAAUUGCAAAAUGGCAACGUAUGCUCCAACCUGGGACGCGUGACGAAGGCCAGAACAUCGCAUCGUGGCGAAUUAAGCCUAACAAAGAGCAUAAAGUCGUCGAACGAACGUAUAAGGGUAUUCCAGACAGAUGGAGAAGCGCUGCAUGGGAGUUGUUGAUGAGUCGGUUCACAGGAACUGGGAGACGAGAGUUGGAGAGGUGGGCCUCUGAGUAUAGAGACGUGAUGGAGAAACCUUCGACCUACGACAUUCAAAUCGACUUGGAUGUACCACGGACGAUCAGUGGGCAUAUCAUGUUUCGUACGCGUUAUGGUGCAGGACAACGGUCGUUGUUCCACGUCCUGCAUUGUUUCUCGCUACAUUGUGAGCAAUGUGGAUAUGUCCAAGGCAUGGGACCUAUUGCCGCGACGCUCCUUUGUUACUUUGACCCCGCACACGUCUACGCCGCUCUUAUUCGCCUCCACGACACUUACCAGAUGCACACCAUCUUCUCUCCUGGGUUCCCCGGUCUCCUUGAAGCCAUCUACGUACAAGAGCGCAUCACCGAACAGAUGAUGCCGCACGUAUACGCUGCCUUCAAACGCCAUAUGAUUUCUACCACCUCCUACGCGACAAAGUGGUAUAUUACCCUCUUCGCCAACUCCGUCCCUUUCCAGACGCAGCUCCGAUUAUGGGACGUAUUCUUGCUCGAGGGUCAUGAUGUCUUCAUCGCUGUGUCGGUCGCAAUUGUGUGGGUCUACCGAGAUCACAUAACGUCUAGCGCGGCCAACUUCGAAACCGUCCUAUCCCUUCUUUCCUCGUUCUUCGUCCCCGAAGACGAGAACGCCCUCCUGUUAUGGAUCGGGAAGGUCCUCGGCGACAAGAGGUUACGAGCGAACAUUCGGAAAUGGAGAGCCGAGUGGCAGGAGCUCGUGAAGACGGGUAAAGACUCGACAGCUCUGUUAUAA